This is a messenger RNA of Syngnathus typhle (broad-nosed pipefish), 4473 nucleotides long. Its product is annotated as semaphorin-5B-like. Gene Ontology annotation, biological process: neural crest cell migration; semaphorin-plexin signaling pathway; axon extension. NCBI's taxonomy places the organism in Eukaryota, Metazoa, Chordata, Actinopteri, Syngnathiformes, Syngnathidae. The coding region runs from base 207 to 3545 and encodes 1112 amino acids. The transcript has 21 exons. The record is from RefSeq and is a predicted model, not a curated record. Gene Ontology annotation, molecular function: semaphorin receptor binding; chemorepellent activity.
GUCACACUCCACACUACUCCUCCCUCCUCCUUGCAUACAGGCCGGUCAGCGUGCCAGUGCGUGACAACUUCUCUCCCUCUUGUUUCUCAUCUUUGCUCAACAUGCGACGCGGGACCUGUGCCAACCGUUUGCCUGCAGCGUUACUUCAGUGAUGGUGAUCAAGUGGUUCCACGGCACCCGAUUGAAGAUUGGAUGCAACUAGAACUAUGGUUCCAUUAAAAUGGGGGGCAUGGGCCCUGUCUCCCUGCGGCGUUGUGCUCGCCAUGUGUGUACUUGUGUGUCUGUCGCAGCCGCCCCCUACCAAACCUGAAGACUGUGAUCGAAAGGAACAUCCGGUCGCGUCCAACCAAGGUCUAAAAUCAUGGGUGUCGGAGUUCUCACACCCAGGAGUGAAGGACUUCUCUCAAUUGGCUGUGGACCUGAGCACAAAGCAGAUUAUUGUGGGAGCGAGAAACUUUCUCUUCAGCCUGAGUUUGGACAAUGCCUCACUUAUACAGGCAACAAAAUGGACACCCGAUGAAGACACAAUGCACUCAUGCAAAAGCAAGGGGAAGUCCGAGGUAGUUCUUGAAGUCCCUGUUCAAAAUGUAAUCGAUUACGUUUGCUCAUGUCAUACUUGUAUGCAGGAGGAGUGUCAAAACUACGUACGAGUUUUAUUGCUCAGCGGGAGGACGCUUGUAACAUGUGGGACCAAUGCUUUCACUCCUGUCUGCACGACAAGGCAGAUUGACAACAUCAGUCAGGUGUUUGACACAGUGAACGGUGUUGCCCGAUGUCCGUAUGACCCCCGCCACAACUCCACCGCCAUGAUUUCGGAGAUGGGCGAGCUGUACGCGGCCACGGUGAUUGACUUUUCUGGACGCGACCCAGUCAUCUACAGGAGCCUGGGAAACAUGCAACCACUGCGCACAGCCCAGUAUAACUCUAAAUGGCUUAAUGAGCCUCAGUUUGUAUCUGCUUAUGACAUUGGCCGAUUUGCCUACUUCUUCCUGAGGGAAACUGCUGUUGAAAACGACUGUGGAAAGAUGGUGUUCUCUCGCGUGGCCCGAGUGUGUAAAAACGACAUGGGCGGUCGUUUCCUUUUGGAGGACACCUGGACUACCUUUAUGAAGGCUCGAUUAAACUGCUCACGCUCAGGAGAAAUCCCCUUUCAUUACAACGAACUGCAGAGCACCUUCUACUUACCAGAGCAGGACUUGAUCUAUGGCAUUUUUACAACUAAUGUAAACAGCAUGUCGGCAACUGCUGUUUGUGCCUACAACCUGACUGCCAUCACACGAGCUUUCAAUGGACCUUUCCGCUACCAGGAGAACCCCCGGACUGCCUGGCUCUCUGCGCCAAAUCCCAUACCCAAUUUCCAGUGUGGCACGCUGGAUGAAGGAGGCAUUGGUGGGAACCUGACUGAACGCAACCUCCAAGAUGCUCAGCGGCUCUUUCUGAUGCACGAUGUGGUACAGCCGGUGACGGUCAACCCUCUGCUCACCCAGGACAACGUACGCUUCUCUAAGCUAGUAGUGGACAUUGUGCAGGGCCGCGAUGCCCUUUACCACGUCAUGUACAUCGGCACUGAAUAUGGCAGCAUCUUGAAGACUCUCGCUACAACAAAUGCAACUCUUCAUGGCUGCUACCUGGAGGAGCUCAAGAUCCUUCCUGAAGGGCAAACCGGCUCAAUCAAGAGCCUCCAGAUCCUACACGGUGACAAAUCUUUGUUUGUGGGGCUUGAUGACAGACUGGUGAAAAUCCCAUUACAACGAUGCUACGGCCAUCUAACACAGCGACACUGCCUAGAAGCCCGGGACCCAUAUUGUGGCUGGGAUCGCAAACAGGAGCGUUGUACAACCUUUGAAGAGAGCAUCGACAUCAACCAGUGGGCCCAGAACAUCACCCAGUGCCCGGUGAGGAAUCUGAAGCAAGAUGGUGGCUUCGGCCCCUGGGCACCAUGGCAACCCUGUAACCACAAUGACGGCGAGGGUUACAUCAGCAGUUGCAUUUGCCGCUCCCGCUCGUGUGAUGGACCUGUGCCCCGAUGCGGUGGGGUCAACUGUAAAGGUCCAAACAUUCAGGUGGCCAACUGCUCCAGGAAUGGUGGCUGGACUCCCUGGUCUUCAUGGGGCCAUUGUAGCAGCAGUUGUGGUGUUGGUUUUGAAGUGAGGCAGCGGUCCUGCAACAACCCCUCACCUCGUUACGGAGGUCGAAUCUGUGUUGGCCAAGGUCGAGAGGAGAGGCUGUGCAAUGAAAAAAAUACAUGCCCAUUACCAGUGCUUUGGACUACGUGGGGGCCCUGGGCUCAAUGCAGUGCUGAAUGUGGAGGAGGGGUACACUCCAGGACCAGAACUUGUGAGAAUGGAAACACCUGUCCCGGAUGUGCCGUGGAGUAUAAGACUUGUAACCUGGAGGCCUGCCCUGAGGUGCGUCGCAACACCCCGUGGACUUCCUGGAUGCCAGUCAACAUCAGCCAAGAUGGAUCACGCCAAGAACAGAGAUAUAGAUACACGUGCCGGGCAUUGCUAAGAGAUGUCCAGCAACUUCAAUUAGGAAAGAAGAAAAUAGAGACCAGGUUUUGUCCAAAUGACGGUUCUGGAACCUGCCAGACCGACUCUCUGGUUGAUGACUUGGUAAAGUCAGGUGGCCGGACUUUGUCACAACCCAAAGAUGCAUACUGGAGUUCUUGGGAAACAUGGUCUACCUGUUCCCAGCAAUGUUCCAGAGGCUUUCGAAGUCGGAGACGUGGUUGCUCAACAGCAGAGGGCAAAAUCGGUCCAAGUGCAUGUAUUGGAUCCCCGGUGGAUUAUCAAGAUUGCAACAUGCAACCUUGCCAAGUGAGCGGAGCCUGGUCAUGUUGGUCUACAUGGACCCAAUGUACUGUGAGUUGUGGGGGUGGCCAUUUCCAGCGGACGAGGUCAUGUGACAAUCCACCUCCUGCCAAUGGAGGUGGGAUCUGUAUUGGUCUACACACCGAAGAGGCACUUUGCAAUACACACACUUGUGAAGGCUGGGGUCUGUGGUCAGACUGGGGGGACUGCGAUGAGGAGGGCCUGCAGUAUCGCUCUCACUCCUGUGGUGAAAACCAGGAAGCUAAUUUGUGCCAGGGUAACAUAAGUCAGGCCAGACCAUGCCAGACACACGAGGUGGCAGUGAUUUUGCCUGAACAGGAUGACCACAACUGUGGAACUUUCACAUUGUUCCAACUGGUCGCUGUGGGAAUGGCCAGUUUUUGUGCAGCUGCCCUCUUGUCAGCAUUGGCCGUCGCUUACUGCCAUCAUUUGAACCGACCCUCGGUAGAGUCAGUCGUCAUCCACCCCAGCACGCACAACCACCUUACCUACAACAAGCACGAUAACACCACGCCAAAGAAUGAGAAGUACAUUCCGAUGGAGGUCGUGAUGCUACACAAGAACAAUCUUCACGUAAACGACGACACCAACCGCCACUUCCCUUCCCCCGUCCCUUCCAGCAACAUGUUCACCACCACGUACUACCCGCCCAACUUGAGCAAGUAUGACUUUCCACCGGAAGCACCAUGCAGGCCCUACGUCCACAGCUAACAGCUCAUCAGCUGAAACUAAAUCACCAAAAUCGCCCUGGUGUUCAUGGGCGCUAAACUACCCAAAUGAAUUUUUAUUGUCUUGUAGCACACAUUACCAACAUCUCGACCAAACACUGUCAUAUUGUUUGGUAACUGAGCGAUCAAAAAAAAAAAAAAAAAAGAAAGACAUAAACAAAACCGUGAAGGAUCCGCUAAGAAAGCACAUAUACUAUUAUUACUAUUUUGUUUCCUUAAAAAAUAGACAUACCGGUAGGUGUGCUACAUAGCUAACAAGAUGGGAUGCUGUAGUUUGGACCGUUUCGGACAUCUGCUAUUUGGAGAAGAAAAAUAUGAAUGAAAACAGUAAAAUGACGUAUUGUGACGCACCUGCAGAGCAAAGACACUAAGUAAGGCCUACUGAAGUCAUUUAGCACAAAACAACAGAAGACGCCAACUGACCUUCCUUGGGAUGAUGAGAGUGUAGAGUUUUCUUCUUUAUUAAAGAAGAAGUCAACCCCAAAAUGUUCUUUUCAAUAAGAUGUUGUAUGUGCCCCCACUAGUCCAAAUAGAGUAUUCAGAAAAAUAAUAAAAAUAAAAGCAGGUUGGUUUUGCCUGUUUGAUUCAAAUUCUACAAACAAAACAUAAAUCACAACACAGGGUUUCAACCAGUUGGGCUGCACAGAACAAAAUUUGGCGGUUGACUUCCCCUUUAACGACUUCAAAAGAAUGAUUUGUUCACAGACACUAUAUGCGUUUGGUUUUUCACCAAUAUGACUUUACCUGCCAGAAGACUUUCCUGGAGAAAAACUGCAUACUGAAAUGUUCAAAUGUAGAGUUCAUAGUUUUGUAUUGAAAGGCAUCAGUGUGUUUUGAACACUGAACUGCUGAUGUUCAAUAUGGUGAUAUUUUUAUAUGUCCCUGUUCAUAAACGUCCAUAAACAUGUCAA